AUGAACAUUGUAACCAUCACGACCUUCUGCACCAAUCGACAUAUUUUUCGCCGUGGUGUGUACAGCCUUAUCAACCUUGCCGUUGCAGAUCUGUUUCACGGAAUAUUUGUUCUUCCUUUUUCGUUAAAUCCAGUAAUAUUCCUAGAAAGAGUCAUUAUYACUGGCGAUAAAACGUUGGAAACAUUGUUUGGAGCAUUGAUGAUGCUUUCCAUCACUGCUUCUGUUACAUCAUUAGCCGUCGUUGCUCUAGAGAGAGCCUUUGCAACGUUCAUGCCAUUUCAACACCGUGUCGCCAGUCCUAGAAUAUACGGCAUUGCAUUUGCGUGUACCUGGCUAAAUGCAAUAUCCUUUGCAACGGCACAUUUUCUUACCCCAGCCAAAUAUCACUACAUAAUGGUAUACAUACAAAAGGCCCUUGAAAUGUUGAUAUUGKUAAUCAUUGCCAUUUCAUACUCUGSCAUCUUUAUCAAAGUUAGGUACCAAAAUAAGCUGCACAGUCAMCAUCAAGGACAGACACAAACUGCUCAGAUGAGAGAAAGAAACAUGGCCUACACUGCUAUGUUAGUUACAUUUGUGUCAUUGCUUACGUGGUUGCCAAUAGUGAUAGUUUCAAUACUUAAGCUAACAUAUGUACACAUGUCUAAAGAUGUACUUUAUGUUUCAGSCUUUGUGAAUGGCUGUAACUUUUUUGUGAAUUCAUUGGUUUAUGCAUUAAGAAUGAGAGACUUCCGUAAGGCUCUGGUUCGCUUACUGUGCCCAUGUUCACGAGAUCAAGUAUAUCCAAUAAACAACAUCAUUGCCUAG
Molecule: messenger RNA, 804 nt
Organism: Exaiptasia diaphana
Lineage: Eukaryota; Metazoa; Cnidaria; Anthozoa; Actiniaria; Aiptasiidae
Product: adenosine receptor A3-like
Exons: 1
Coding region: 1-804 (267 amino acids)
Biological process (GO): G protein-coupled receptor signaling pathway
Cellular component (GO): membrane
Molecular function (GO): G protein-coupled receptor activity
Source: RefSeq, a predicted model, not a curated record